GGAGGCGGAGCGGCUGCGGCGGGCGCUAUAAAGCGGAGCGGCGCCGGGAGCGGAGGCAGCAGCUAGGAGCGGACAGCCGGGUGCAGACGCACAGCCCAGAGCCAGCGGUUGUUUGCCCUUGCAGGAGUGCUGCAACAGCCAUGGAGACCAUGCAGGAGCUGAUCCCCUUCGCCAGGGAGAUGCUGAGCCAGAAGCCCAGCAGGAAGAUGGUGAGGCUGUACGUGCUGGGCAGCAUGCUGGCCUUCUUCGGCGCGGUCAUCGGCCUGGUGGAGACCGUCUGCAGCCCUUUCGCCUCCCAAGACAGGCUGGAGGAGGAGGAGGAGAGGGAGAGAAACCCUCAAGAGCAGACAGCCCCCCAGGCGCAGGGCGACUUGGUGCUGGAAAAGAGCAAAGAGCCGGGCGCCCAGCCCAGGAGCUUGGUGAACAGGCAGCAUGCCUCCUAAGAGCGGCCACCAGCCUGGAGAUGGACUAUGCCAAGGGACUGAACAAGCCAGGGGCUUGAGAGGGACAAAUGCUGUUUUAUUUGCUGCUGUGCAGCAGUGAUAAGGGUGGGGUGGGAAACCCAAAAAUGCCAAUGUCCCCUUUUGUGGGGGUAUGAGCCGAUGCGAGAUGCAUAGCCUGGGGUCUUUAUUUUUCGUACUGAUAACGUUUUCCACAAGUUUUUGCAUUUUAAAUAAAUAUUUUCUAUGCUACAA
Messenger RNA from Alligator mississippiensis (American alligator), 695 nucleotides. RefSeq names its product G0/G1 switch 2 (gene G0S2). The record is from RefSeq and is a predicted model, not a curated record. The coding region runs from base 141 to 443 and encodes 100 amino acids. NCBI's taxonomy places the organism in Eukaryota, Metazoa, Chordata, Crocodylia, Alligatoridae. The transcript is spliced from 2 exons.